Messenger RNA from Exophiala bonariae, 4599 nucleotides. RefSeq lists its product as uncharacterized. Gene Ontology annotation, molecular function: transcription corepressor activity. NCBI's taxonomy places the organism in Eukaryota, Fungi, Ascomycota, Eurotiomycetes, Chaetothyriales, Herpotrichiellaceae. The transcript has 5 exons. Gene Ontology annotation, biological process: negative regulation of transcription by RNA polymerase II. The record is from RefSeq and is a predicted model, not a curated record. Gene Ontology annotation, cellular component: Sin3-type complex; chromatin. The coding region runs from base 1 to 4599 and encodes 1532 amino acids.
AUGAAUCGAAACCCUUCUGAUCACUGGCGCGGUGCCUCUGGUCCUCCUCAGAACGAGUCUUUCCCGGAUUUUCGACCUUUUGGUCCCAAUCCUCAAUCACAGCCUCCCCCGCACGUUCUCCCACCACCGCCAUCGUCAUACCAUCAACAGCAUCAUCCCCAACCUUCGGUAGGCCACAGCCUCUCCAUUGCGGACCUUACCCAAGGCCCGCCGAAUCAUCAACAACAGCAUCAGUAUAACACUCAGCCGCCUCCACAAACACAAGCCCAUCCCUCGGGCCAUCCUCUUCCACAACAUUCGCCAUCUCAAUACCUAAAUCGUGAAAGGGAGUUGAGGGACCUCCGUGAGCGCGAGUUACGUGAACAUGAGAUGAGGGAGAGAGACAUACGAGAGCGCAACGCCUUGGAACUGCACAGACAACAGGAAGAAUUGAUGAUGCGGGAAAGAGACGCUCUGCAGCGCGAGCAGAUGGAUCGUAUGAAUCGCCAACAAGAUCAAUUACAACAACAGCAGCGUCCCUUACAGAGCCAUGCUGCAAUUCCUCUUCACCAACCUGUAGCAUCUAAGGUUCCCAAUUCGAUACACGGCCCAAAUGGUCUUCUAGCAAAUGGUGGUGCUGGAGCCGCCCAACAUAAUGGCCCAGCAUCUACUCCUGCGAAUUCGUUGUUUGGAGGUCCUCCACAGCUCGAGCCUCAGCGUCAACCCCAAUUUCCCCAUCAGCAAGGUCCUCCUCCUCCGCAGCAUCAGGGCGCCCAGCUGAUGCCUGGACCCUCUCCGUCCCAAGCUUCUGCUCAGUUAGCUCAUCAGGGCCAGCAGCCCAUCUUGAAUGACGCGUUGAGCUAUCUCGAUCAGGUCAAGAUGCGCUUCAGUGACCACCCAGAUGUGUAUAAUCGGUUUUUGGACAUUAUGAAGGAUUUCAAGAGCCAGGCCAUCGACACGCCUGGAGUCAUCGAGAGGGUUUCCAAUUUAUUCAAUGGUCAUCCCGCAUUAAUCCAAGGAUUCAAUACCUUCCUUCCGCCAGGUUACAGGAUCGAAUGUGGGACAGACGACAAUCCUGAUGCGAUUAGGGUUACGACUCCUAGUGGCACUAUGACCCAAUCACUUCAAGGUCGAGGGCGUGCUUUAUUUGAGCCAGCCGGUAUCGCGUCCACAGCUCAACAAUCGGUCAACCGACAAGAUCCAUUUGAGAGCCGACAUGGCUGGGGUCAAGCCUUGGGUGCCUCCCCAAGUGUAAGAUCUGCUGAAUUGCCUGGCUAUAAACCGGUGCCUGCAGAUCGUCCUCUGGAGGAAACAGCAAGUGUGAUCAGCCAACAAGACCAGCGUGGUGUCUCACAACUACAGAAUGCAGUAACUGCUGUCACUAAUGGUGCGGCGAGACCCGCUCUUGCGGGCUCUCCAGGUCCAGGUCAGCCAGGAAACUUCACUGCACAAGGUGGUUUAUUCACUGCAAACCCUGCCAACUUCAAUGAAGUGAAACGCGGUGGGCCAGUCGAGUUCAAUCAUGCUAUCAGCUAUGUUAAUAAAAUUAAGAAUCGCUUUGCACAACAACCAGAAAUUUACAAACAGUUUUUGGAAAUCCUACAGACUUAUCAACGUGAAUCAAAACCCAUUGGAGACGUUUACUCUCAGGUCACUCAGCUUUUUCAUUCAGCUCCAGAUCUGUUGGAUGAUUUCAAGCAAUUCUUACCCGAAUCUGCUGCCCACGGCAAAGCCCAAGCAGCCCGAGCAAUGGCGCAAGAAGAGCAAAUUAGCAACGUUCGAGGCGAGCCUGGCUACGCGGCAGCUGCCCCCCCUCCUCAAGCUCAGACUCCAAGACCAACUUCCAAGAUGCCGCCAAUGGGACAGUUCGAUCCUCCUAGCACCAGUAAAGAUAACAAAAAGCGUCGCACUGGGCCUGGGGCAGCCCUGACAGCCCAAAGCUCAGUUCAACCCACUGGCGAGCCAGCACUUGGCCAAGCUUCCAGAGCUCCACCAGUGCAAGUUGGCAACGCAAGCAAGAGAGCGAAACUCACUCAUCAACGACAACCACAGACUGAUGUCGUGGUUACCUCACCAACUCUUGUUCCAUCGGCCCCCGAGCCACUUCCUCCGUUCCCGAGUAUGCCUAGCACUCAAGAGGAAUUGGGAUUCUUUGAUCGGGCAAAGAAACACAUCAACAAUCGUGCGAGCUACACAGAGUUUCUCAAACUUUGCAAUCUUUACUCUCAGGAUUUGAUUGAUAAGUAUACAUUGACCGAUCGAGUCAUGUCUUUCAUCGGAGGCAAUCAAGAUCUCAUGACAUUCUUUAGAAACUUCCUCAACAUCCAGGAGCAGGAAGAGGUUGUGGAAGCUCGUGCUCGACCUGAUCCUGGUCGAGUCAAUCUCGCCCAUUGUCGUGCUCUCGGACCAAGCUAUCGCCACCUUCCGAAACGUGAUCAAACAAAGCCUUGCAAAGGUCGGGAUGGAAUGUGCUACGAAGUUCUCAAUGAUGUCUGGGCAUCUCAUCCUACGUGGGCUUCUGAAGAUUCCGGCUUUGUCGCCCAUCGAAAAAAUCAACAUGAGGAAGCCCUCCACAGAAUUGAGGAAGAACGUCAUGAUUAUGAUUUUCACAUUGAAUCAUGCCAGCGCACGGUGCAGUUGAUGGAUCCCAUCGUACAACAAAUUGGUGUGAUGAGCGAUGCCGAUAGAGCUCAAUUUGUGCUGUCCCCCAAUUUCGGUGGUGCAAGCGAGGCCAUCCCGAAACGCAUCAUCAUGAAGGUUUAUGGUCGAGAAACUGGAGCCAGAGUCAUGCAAGAGCUUUUUGCUCGACCAACUGCCGUCCUCCCAAUAGUGCUGGGUCGAUUAAAGCAGAAAUUGGAAGAGUGGAAGCAAGUUCAACGUGAGUGGGAAAAGGUUUGGCGGGAUCAGAUACAUAAACAGUUCUGGAAGAGCCUCGAUCAUCAAGGCAUCAAUGCGCGCAAUAUGGACAAGAAGAAUUUCCAACAGAAGACGCUCACGAGUGAAAUUCAGGCCAAGUACGAGGAAGCCAAGAAGAAUCGUGAGAAUGGCAUCACGUCCGACAAACAUCAACUUGAAUAUCAAUUCCAUGACCUUGAUGUCAUUGCCGAUGCAACGAGACUGGUCCUAGUUUCGUUGGAAUCGGAACGUACCCAAUUCAAUGCUGGCGAACAAGAAAGAAUCCGUGCCUGGUUCACGGAUUUUGUACCUCGGUUCUUCGGCCUCGACACUGAAAAGUUCCUCGAACAAAUGGAUACUGAGGUCGCCAGGAAUAGAGACCAUGAUGAUGGGGUCGACGGCCAUGAAAGCGAUGCUCCGGCUCCAACCAAGGGUAAAUCCGGUCGCAAGUCUGACUGGCUUCGACGACAAGCACUUGAACGACGCCAUGGUAAGGAGGACAGUGUUGCUUCUGCGAGCAAAGAAUCUACUCCGAUGCCUGGGGCAACCAGUGAGGUCGAAAUGGAGGACGACACUACCAACUCAGAUGUGGUUGAUGGUCCCCAGCAUCCCUGGAUGAACCUUGCUAACAUCGAUCAUUCGGUACGACACUUGGCGAUGGAUGAGGCAUACGAACACACCACUUUCAAUCUUUACGCCAACGCCAACAUCUAUUGUUUCUUCCGCCUAUUUGAGUCCAUGUACAGCAGGCUCCUCGCCAUCAAACAGAAUGAGGCAAAUGUUCAGGAAGCAGUCGCACGACAUCAAGGGGCUAACAACCGCGUCAAAGCUGCGAUUGAACUGCGCAUGAUCGACAAAGGCCCCGACUACUUCUUUUAUGACAUCAACGGUAAGCAAAACUUCUACAGCCAGAUCUUGCACAUGUGUGAGGACGUCCUCACCGGACAAGGUGAGGUGAGCCACCUUGAGGAAACUUUGAGGAGAUACUACAACAAAACUGGAUGGCAACUGUAUACUGUCGACAAGCUUGUCAGUGCCAUUCUACGAUUCAUCAUGAACAUUCUCGGUGGGGAUGCGAAGGAUAAGAGUGUCGACAUCACCAACCUUUUCUUGAAAGACCGAGAGCGUCCAGAUACGACACGGAAGCAGGAGAUCCAAUACAGAAAACAGGUGCAACGACUGUCCAAGGACGGUGAAGUGUAUCGCAUCAGCUAUGUUCCCAAAGAUCAAGUUUGUACCAUCCGCCUUUUCCCUUCGGAGGACGCAACGUUUGAUAGCGACUCCAUGACUGACGAAGCACGCUGGCAAUAUUAUACUGCGUCAUACACGAUGACCGACGCAACUGAGGGCGUUGAUCAAACACGACUUAGGAAAUCUUAUCUUCAACGAAACAUAAUUCCUCAAAAUGCGAACAUCGAGGCAGCAUACAACGAAGUCUACGGCAAUAUGGCCCACUUUGAUGAACAGACUGCUUUCAUUAGUCCGGAUACAUACAAGUUAUUUCUUCACCACGAUUUCGGAUUUGAGAAACUCGAGAUCAACGAGGGAUCGAGUGGAAAACAAUUUGAAGUUGGAAAGAUUGAAGAGAAUGAGAGAUUCCGGGAGAUCUUUGUGCGCAACGUGAACUGGAUGAAAGACCAAAGAGCUGAAGAUGUUGAGCAACGGAAAGCUGCUUGGGAACGAGGCCUCAAGGAGGGCAAUUUUGACUUCAACGAACAGCCUUAG